ACUUACAUUAUGGUGAGAGGCGAGUACUUACCUCACGUACCACUAGUGAGUGGUUAUCGUGGUUGAAGGUGGUUAUCGUCCCUGAUAACACCUUGUACAACCCGUCAGUACUGCCCAACUGCCUCCUCUCACACACAUACUGUUUGAGCCAUUAUUCGACAUCAUAGAGAUUCAGAUAACACCCAUAGGAAAAUGGAGAACAAUUCAGUGUUGGAACCUCUCCAUAGCGAGAAGGAAUUGCAACAACAGUGGCUGGAAAAACUUUUCUUAAAAAAACUUGGCUCUCUUGUGACUGUUCUUUCAUGGCAUUGUGUUACCCCUAGUGAUCGUGAAGGGUUUUUAAGUGAUAUUGCCUUUGUGAAAGUUAGGUAUACAAGCCAAGAUAUAAAAGAAACUGAAAGCCAACUAGUUUUUAAAUUUCUUCCUCAAGAUGAUGUAAAAAAGCAAUUUGUAUUGGAUGGAGGUCUUGCAGAACGUGAGGCAGAGUUUUAUAAGAUUACCAGGAAUCCAGUAUGUCGGGAAAUUUGCCACAAAAGUGGAAUAGUCUUGCCAGUUCCUGAAUGCUACUUUGCUGGUUAUACUGAGGACUGUAUAACUAUUGUGAUGCAAGAUCUGAACACUGAAAAUUACAAAACUUUGAUUGUAAAAGAGGGCAGCACAGUAGCUCAAACUAAAACAGCUUUAAGGGCUAUUGCUGUUAUACAUGCCAUUGGGUACUUGUAUUUGGCACAAUACAAAGGUGCAGGAAACCUAGGCACAAUUGCUCAGCCAGUGAGUUCAGAUAUUCUUGACCAGUUAUUCAUUCCAAACUUACAAACUCUUGCAAAAAUGUAUGAAGGUACUCCAACUGCUGAUACCAUAAAAAUGCUAAUACCCUUUACUACAUCACUUCAUAAUUAUCCACUUAAAUAUCCACUUUUCAACACAUUUCUACACGGGGAUUAUUGGGCAGGACAGCUUCUGUUUUCUGAUGAUGAGACUAAAGCCAUAAUUAUAGAUUGGCAAUUUUUUUACAUUGGUAACCCAGUAUGUGAUAUCAUGGCUAUGUUUUUUAUGAGCAGUGAUAUAAAUGUUUUAGAAAAUCAUUUAGAAGAGGUGAUGAAUGACUACUGGUCCACAUUCACCAAAGUUAUCAAGGCUAAUGGAACAGAAAUUAAUAUUACCUUUGACCAACUAAUGACUAAUGUAGAAGAUCUUUGGGUGUCUGGUUUUAUUAUCCUUGUAGCAAGCAUUCAUGAUUUCAUUCCUGCUGGGAACUUAACUGAUGAACGAUUGAGAGCAGCAAUUAAGUUUUUGGAAAAUAGAGGAAUGUUUACAAAACUCAUAGAUGAGUUAAGCUGCCAUAAAUUAUGAUCUGUUUUUUAAUUUCUCAUGACCAGGUUAUAUCCUAUAGCAUAUUGCAAAAGUCAAGUAUUUACAAUAAUUCUGAAUGGAAAUGUGGUACCUGUACAAUAUUUUAAUAUUGAAUUGCUAUGCACCAGAGCUUAUAAUGAUAUUACCAUCAGUUACUUCAGACAGAAUGCAUGAAAAAGCAUUAAAUCACCAUACAAAUAUAGUGUAGGAUGAUAUCAGGACUAUUUCUCUGACCCUAUUAGCACAUCUUCAUGCAUUUAGAUUUGUUUUCAGCAAUUGGACACCAUACUGUAUUUCAAUUUGCAAAGAGUUUGUCUGUUAACUAAUUCUUCAAGGCACACCAUGGGUUCUGGUCCAUUACAAUCAGUUUAAGCAAUUUCGCACUAAACUACAAUAACUAUAUCUAACAAGGUCUCUGCCUUUAUUUUGCCAGAUAAAAGAAGUUUUCCUUUACUGUUGUUGUUACAUUUUACUGCACUGCCUGCAAUAUAAAGUCUCACUGGGUAGGAGGUUAAUUAAAGUACUGUAUAGAACAAUGCUUGAAACUUGCCAUAUAUUACAAUAUUUUUGUGUAUAAUACUGUAUUGUAUUAUAUUAUUGAUGAUACAAUGGUGAUAUGGUCCUGGGUACAGCGGUCUAGUGAUGUGGGGUUGCAUCCUCAGCUUACAACAGAGUUUUCCAGGUUUGCUCCCCAUGCUGAACAGAUGGUUGGGCACGUUUUAUUUCAUUUGACGCUUAUGUUUAUUUAACAGUAAAUAGAUACCCUGGAGUUAGGCAACUGAAUAAGUCUAAUGAAGUUCCUGUCCCUGGCUAUGGGAAACCAUAAAGUGAACUAUAUAAAGAAACUAAGAAUUUUGCAGUAAAUUGUGACAAAUGAUGACACUCUUGGUGGACUACCAUCCUUGGUAAAAUUAAAAAAGUAGUCCCUAUUUGUCUGUCAGAGUUAGGCAUCAUUGUACUGCACUAUUAUGCACUAUCCACAUCAUUUUUAUUGUUUAGGUUUAUAUUCCUUGAAAUGUGGUGUAGUCUUUCAAACAGGACUUGAUAAUGUACAUUUUAAACCU
Messenger RNA from Procambarus clarkii (red swamp crayfish), 2417 nucleotides. The record is from RefSeq and is a predicted model, not a curated record. NCBI's taxonomy places the organism in Eukaryota, Metazoa, Arthropoda, Malacostraca, Decapoda, Cambaridae.